AUGGUUAAAAAAAAUGCGAGUUUGGUUACUGAAGAAGUUGAAUGUUCUUCUGAUAAGCUUCUGACUAGGCCGGAAUACAGCGUUGAUGUAAAUUUGCCUACGGAAAGAGAAGUCUCUUCUAUUCCCAGAACAGGAACGACACAUAAUUGGGUUUAUCCUUCUGAGAAACAAUUUUAUGAGGCCAUGCUGCGUAAAAACUGGGACCCAGAAGUACAGGAUAUGAAAGCUGUGAUUCCAAUCCAUAACACGGUUAACGAACGUGUUUGGAGCUACAUAAAGUCGUGGGAGAAAGAUCAAGGUGGUGAUGCAUGUGGUGGAAUCAAACUAACUAGUUUUAAGGGCAACUCUAAACAGCUAACACCUAGAGCAUGGUUCAGAAGCACAAUUCUUGGUCUAUCUAAGCCUUUUGAUAGACACGAUUGGAAGAUUAACAGGUGCGGGCUUGAAGUGGACUAUGUAAUUGAUUUUUACUCUGAGGAAAAUGAAAAGUUGGGCGGGCCACAAAUAUAUUUAGACGUAAGACCAAAGCUUAACAGCUUCGAAGGCAUGAAACUGAGGUUAAUGAAAUCCUUUGGACUAUGA
Molecule: messenger RNA, 582 nt
Organism: Eremothecium cymbalariae DBVPG#7215
Lineage: Eukaryota; Fungi; Ascomycota; Saccharomycetes; Saccharomycetales; Saccharomycetaceae
Gene: CYT2
Product: cytochrome c1 heme lyase CYT2
Exons: 1
Coding region: 1-582 (193 amino acids)
Biological process (GO): cytochrome c-heme linkage
Cellular component (GO): mitochondrion
Molecular function (GO): holocytochrome-c synthase activity
Source: RefSeq, a predicted model, not a curated record